AUGAUGGGCUACCCAUCUUUCCUUCGAGGUGCCCCUACUGUUGGGCGGUCCAUGGGCCGCUUCGACGAGUACUAUCGCUGCUAUCCAGUUGUCAUGAUGGCUGGGCCUGAUAGGAAUCAUGUCAACUUCGGCGGAAAAGUCUUCAUGCCACCCUCAGCCCUGGACAAGUUGACGAGAUUGCACAUUACAUAUCCGAUGGUGUUCGAGUUGAUAAAUGGGGCUGCUGGGAAGAGUACACACGCUGGUGUUCUUGAGUUCAUAGCAGAGGAAGGCAGAAUAUAUCUACCACAAUGGUUGAUGAGGACCCUGGAGCUUGAACCGGGCGAUCUUCUUCAGAUCAAGUCCACCGACCUGCCGCCAGGAAAGCUCAUCAAGUUGCAGCCACAGUCCCCAGCAUUUCUCGACAUCUCAGAUCCCCGAGCGGUGCUAGAAAAUGCAUUCCGCAACUUCUCCUGCCUGACCAAAGGCGACAUCUUUUCCUUCGAAUACAAUGAUCAGACCUACGACAUUGCGGUGCUGGAUAUCAAGCCAGACACAGAAUCGCAUUCUAUCGUAACGAUGGAAACAGAUCUUGAAGUCGAAUUCGCAACCCCGGUGGGAUACGUACCUCCAGAGCGAACAAGCGGAACAAGCACACCGAGAAGUGGCGUUGGAAGACCGCGCGGGGGACCGGUGCAUUUUCAAGGCACAAUGGCGCAGUCGAUCAACUAUGCAAGCAUAGCCCCGUCGUCGAACUCGGCAGAAGCAGGUGCCCGCGCCGUCUCUUCACAUUUCCUCACGGAGGGCCACAAGCUCAGCUCGAAAAAGAGCUCCAAAGCACCAACACCAAAUCCCUCAACGCCUUUGGCCGGGACGUCAACGAAUAAUGCACCGCCGCCUGCGAGGAAAACGAACGGGCCGCAACCUCUGCGUCUGCCACCCGGAAUGCUCUUCUUCGGGUACGAAUUGAAGCCUCUUCGGAAGAAAGAUGAGAAUGGCGAGCUUGUUGGUGGAGAUGAAGUCAAACCGCACUUUAAAGGUCAAGGACAGACGCUACGGCAGAAGAAACGCGGUGCUGGUGGGGGCGCCGACAGUGGAACAGCAAGUGGCGUCAAUAGUGAUGCUGAAGGAAAGGUGAAGCCAAAAGGUGCGAGCACAGGCACAGGACGGAGGUAG
Molecule: messenger RNA, 1155 nt
Organism: Cladophialophora yegresii CBS 114405
Lineage: Eukaryota; Fungi; Ascomycota; Eurotiomycetes; Chaetothyriales; Herpotrichiellaceae
Exons: 2
Coding region: 1-1155 (384 amino acids)
Cellular component (GO): VCP-NPL4-UFD1 AAA ATPase complex
Molecular function (GO): polyubiquitin modification-dependent protein binding
Source: RefSeq, a predicted model, not a curated record